Cryptococcus deneoformans JEC21 is the source of this 4123-nucleotide messenger RNA. RefSeq lists its product as hypothetical. The record is from RefSeq and is a predicted model, not a curated record. Bases 117 to 3962 code for a protein of 1281 amino acids. NCBI's taxonomy places the organism in Eukaryota, Fungi, Basidiomycota, Tremellomycetes, Tremellales, Cryptococcaceae. Gene Ontology annotation, molecular function: protein binding. The transcript has 5 exons.
GGAAACAGCGCGCCGAGAAGAGAAGAAGAGUAUAGACAUAGCAGACACAGGGACACGAGAGCAGGCCAGCGGCAGUCGUCCCACACGCCAUACACAUAGCAGACCGCUCAGGCAGCAUGUCUCGCGCCCCCUCGCCUUCCAUCCCAGCCAGCCAGUCCGUCUUGCCACUGUGCGAGUCCACGUCAACCACGCCCACGCCCACGCCCGCUCGUCCCGGCUUGCGCAUCGACGUCGAUUCCCUGCCUUCCUUCCCUGUGAGUGCCAGUGACAAGCACGAUGUCGCCAUGGCAGUAAGAAACCUGCGAAGCGCAUCGCCGCCUCCGCCUCCGCCGAAAUCCGCGAGCCGUCUACGCGCAAAUACCUCUCCGCCAGAUUCUGGAGGCGUGGCGCUUGCACCUGCGCCCGGUAUAGACGGGUCGGGUCAAGCUGGUGUCGGAAGCUCAGCGUCGGCCUCGACCUUGGUGUUUAACGAGGAAGAGAGGACUCUGAGGAUGAUCAAGCAGGCGCUAGAGAAAUCAGACGAUGACGGAGAUACAUUAGAUCUGAGUAGAAAGGAUAUAGAUCGGAUAGGAGAAGAGGCGGUUGAAAUGUUCAGAAGCGGCGUUGGCAAAGGUCAAAAGGGUGUAUGGCGGCUGGCUCUGUCUUACAACUUUCUGAGGGACGACUCUAUGGUAGACUCAUUCUCCAAGCUGAGCAGAUUACGGUACCUCAAUCUCAAGGGAAACAAGUUUACUCGGUUUCCUCAUGCAAUCACGCAAAUGCCCGCUUUGGAAAUCCUCGAUUUCUCAAAAAACGAACUGUCCUCGCUUCCCGAACAGCCCGGACACUUGGUCAAGCUCAAAGUCCUUUCGUUGACAAGUAACAAGAUCCACACACUCCCUAAUUAUCUUGUCGAGUUCGGGGUGUUGAAGGUGUUCAAAGUGGACCAGAACCCUGUAGACUGGCCUCCUGCCCAUGUGCUUGGUCCCUUGAUUGAAUCUGUCCCAACCAAGUCCAAGACGAGCAGUACCCCUGGAGGCAAGAAAAAGGCAAAGGAGGAGGAUCUGCGGCCUUGGAUUGAGAGUAUGAAGGUCUGGAUGGCCCAGCAAACACCUGGUUCCGAGAACGCGCCUCGCAGAGGCGAAGAGGAAGCGUACCUGGCUUCAGAGGAGGAACCGUCGAGCGCAACGUCCAUUGAAAAUCCCGGAGCGACAGAAUGGCCUGAAGUAUCAGAAAGCUCUUCCACGGUCGCUCCUUCUUCUCAAGCAACCAUCCGUCGCACACAGCCACUUUACGGAGAUACCCCUGAUUUAGUGUUCGCCCAGCGAAACAUCUCGACAACUUUUUCUGAAGACUCUCUGUUACGCUCGUCCUCUCCCAGUCAUUUCUCUCCUGCAAACCACAGUCGCGACGCAUCCGUUUCUUCCUUCACCUCCCCUCCCUCUGCAUCCACAGAUGCGUCCUUCCACUCGCACUCGCGUAAUCCCUCUACCAACUUUCCUCAUCUCGCUUCCCAACCCGUCCAGGGACAUACUCGCGGCGCGAGCUAUACUCCUGCACAACGCAACUCUGGGCAGUUGACAGCAAAGAAAUCAUUACCAGACUUGCGUCAAAGCCACGCAAAGAUUAUCCGCGAACGCAGAGGCGAUGCAGACGAAGAAGUGGUCACCAUGGUGGCGGCGCCAGAUAUCGAUCCACGGGAAAUUGGGGUACGAUCACCUCCACGUUUGGCUAGUGCUUUACGACCGAAACGAGCUAGUAGGGUGAUGGGACGGAAGACAUCUGUGGAUUUGCUGCCUCGCAAAAUGGGAGAAAUGACGAGCCACGACAUGGCAGAUCGGAACGUUUCUCAUGACAGUAUCCUCGACGAAUCUCGCAACUCUUAUUUUCGCCGUCUUUCUACCCUGCCGGCGUCCUCCAUAUCUAAAGCUAUCCCGCCUUUCCUUCUCAAGUUCAUCGACUCCAUCCGAGGUAUACUGUUUGCGCUUUCACAACUGCACAGUUCGCUGAGGCAAUAUCUCGUUUUUGCUGUCAACGAACGGGUUUCAAGCGUGUUUGGACGGGUGAUGGAACCUGCUGGGAUGUACAUAAACAAGCUAAUCAAUGCACUCGAUCGAUUCGACUCCAUGUCCCGCCGGGGUACUCCCCCAACGCAAGCUAUACAAAACCUCUUUGACGCUACGAAAGAAAGCGUUGCCGUCUUUGGUAAAGUGGCGGCUGUGCUCAAGAUGCAGGUUCCCGCUAUGCGAGGGAAUGACGUGAGAUAUACUCGAACGUUGAUGGUGCAUGUCUAUGGGGCUAUGGCAGAGGUGGCGAGCUCGUGGAAGGCCAUGACGGGGCUGUUACCCGAGGUAAAGAUGUUAUUGCUCAUUGAUGCGCCUGGUGUGGUAGGCGGAAUGGGCGGACAGAAGAUUGUGCCAAGCGGGUCAUUCACUGGACGUACCCCCAUUUCACCCAUCAUUGAAAGACGGGAAUCCCAUUCACCUCAAUCGUCAACUCUGGAAUCGUCUCCCCUCAACCUGGAGCGUCAACAACAACAACAACAAGCCGAAAUUGAUGGUUCACCUACGGCUCAUGCGGAGAGGCGGGCAGGCGUGCGAGGUCAUGGUGUUGGAACAGAAAGGAGACACGCGGGAUCGUAUAGCAGUUUAGAUGUGGAAAGAGGUAUGAUGAUGGGCUCGCCUUUGGCAAAAGGCAUGUCUAUUGGUGUUAGGGAAGACGAGGGACAUAGGAGAGGGGAAUCGGGGACGAUUCAUUUACCGACGCCCGACGAGGAAGAUGAAGAGGAUGAGGAAGAGUACAGCAGUAUGAGGCACAUGUUGGGCCCUGUGUCGCCGCAGUCUGUGUCUGGUCGGACUUCUCAACAACGUCAUAGACCGACUUCAUCUUCUGGCUCCAGUCAUGCCCUUUGUCUCCCUCCUAGCUUGCCUCAUCACCCUUCUCGGCAGCUGUCGGUCGAUGUCCGCGCACCAGCAUCGGCGGCUGCAACUCUCUUUGACGAAGAUUUGUUGGAUGUGAUCGAGACGGCCACAGAAGCGGCGUUUGCAUGUUGGCUCAAGUUGUCUGAAGAAAUUGGAGCGUUGUCACCUCAAAUCAGCAGGUCGACACAUAGGAACAACUCUUCAGUCAGCAGCGUGUCAAGUCAGAGCCAGGGUCAUCUCGAUUCGGCCCGUAUGGCUCUACCGUUCUUUACGCCUCUUGGUGCCCACAGUCGUCGUCCAUCCACCAUCUCGCCUAAAUACCAUGCUGAACUCGUACAUAACCUAUCUGUCGCCGAACAAAUUACUGCCGCUUUGCGCGAAUCUCUCCUACGUCUUCGUGCGGACCCCCUUGCUUAUAGCCAUACUACGCUUCCAGACGAUGCCCAAUCCUUCAUAAAGAUUGUCGUCAAGGUGUCUGAGCUUGUCAAAGCUAUGUCGGGGACACAUCCGUUCCCAAUAAGUGUCCGACAGGCGGUGGGCAAGUUGACGCAGGCGACGAGAGAAUGUGCAAUCUUAAUCCAAGUUAGCUCAUUGCGGCCUGGACAAGGGACUCCAGCGCCGACAGCACCCGUGUCUUCGGGGAGGUCCGUGAUGCCAAUCUCGCGCGUGGGCUCCGCUACAGGAAUAGGCACAGGUUAUAGCUCUAGCCACCACGGACCCGAAUCAAGCACCGACGAUCUAUCUCACCUUCAGCCCCCUUCCUCAGCCGGUCCAUCCCACGUAUCGACUCCGCUUUACACUCCUUCCUCAUCCACCACGUCUUUCGAGCAUUUCCAUCACAUUUCUUCCUCGACUGGUGUGACCACAAAUGCCAGUGGCUUGAGGGAUCUACAUUUGCCCAGUAGACUUGGUCAUGCUCCCUUUGGUAGGAAUCGAUCUGCGAAUGGGUCUGCGCAAAUGGCAUUGCCAAGUAUACAGAUGCCGGUGCCGUAUGUGAAUGGGGGCGCUGUGGGAAAAGCAAAUCAGCCCAGGAGUGCACAAGCUAGUCAGGUUGCUUUUUGAAACGUUUGUUUGAAUUUGGACUGAGCGCCUGGGCGCGCGAAAGUAUGUGUGAAGGAUAAAGAAUCUUUUAUGAUAAUUAUUCAUGUGGUUCACGAAAUAUUAUGAGAGCAAUUAAUGGUAUUUGUACAGUAGUCUUUAUUUCCAUUUCAAACGGUGUAUGC